Messenger RNA from Momordica charantia (bitter melon), 1164 nucleotides. RefSeq names its product spliceosomal protein U1A (gene U1A). Gene Ontology annotation, molecular function: RNA binding. The record is from RefSeq and is a predicted model, not a curated record. Lineage: Eukaryota; Viridiplantae; Streptophyta; Magnoliopsida; Cucurbitales; Cucurbitaceae.
UGAAGGGACCAAGCCCACAAUCAUUGGCAGCCCAUUGCUUCUUCUUCUUCCGCAGUUAGGGCUUCCGUUUCCAGUCACUGCCGGACCGACCAGACCUCUGCGAGCGGAGUGGCGUUGCAUGUACCGGACCGAGCCGUCGUUAUCCGAAAUCGACCGCCGUUCCUUCGUUUCUGCCUUCGUUUCCUUGCCAUUGGAGCCAUUCUUUUCGGCCGACGGAGGUAAAAGAAAUGGCGGAGGUCAACAACACUGUCAAUGAAAUUCCUCCGAACAUGACCAUCUACAUUAACAAUCUCAACGAGAAAAUCAAGCUGGAAGAAUUGAAGAAGUCGCUGAACGCGGUUUUCUCACAGUUCGGGAAGAUUCUGGAAGUAUUGGCUUUCAAGACCUUGAAGCACAAAGGACAGGCUUGGGUUGUGUUCGACGAAGUCUCUUCCGCCACUAAUGCGCUUAGACAAAUGCAGGGCUUUCCUUUCUAUGAUAAGCCUAUGAGGAUACAAUAUGCAAAGACGAAGUCAGAUGUAGUAGCAAAGUCUGAUGGUACAUUUGUUCCCCGGGAGAAACGAAAGAGACAUGAAGAGAAGGGGAGGAAGAAAAAAGAGCAGCAUGAUGCUAAUCAAGCUGGGAUGGGUCUCAAUCCUGCCUUUUCUGGAGCAUAUGGUGCAACUGCGCACUCUCAAGUAUCUUAUACAGGCGGAGUUAUGGUGCCAGAGGCUCCUGCCCCACCAAAUAGCAUUUUGUUUGUACAGAAUCUUCCUCACGAGACGACUCCGAUGAUGCUACAGAUGCUUUUCUGUCAGUAUCCUGGUUUUAAGGAGGUUCGAAUGGUUGAAGCAAAGCCAGGCAUCGCAUUUGUCGAGUACAGCGAUGAGGUACAAUCAACAGUUGCCAUGCAAGCACUACAAGGUUUUAAGAUGAACCCGCAAAAUUCGAUGUUGAUAACCUAUGCGAAGAAAUAGAAAAACAGAUCUUGGAAUGCCACCUGCUGUCAUUCGAUGCUCAGUACAGGAGAUUGUUUGUAAAAUACUGUCAUCUCAUACUAGACAGAAAUUUUACCCUGCGUAUCCUAAUUGUUAUAAUCAUAUCACUGAUCUCAGAUCCACGCAGCGGUUGCUAUGAUUUGCCUCGAACUCUCAUAGUCGUAGUAAAGUUUGAUUUUCAUCGUUA